GAGGAAAUUACGCGAAGGAACUUUUGCCUGCAGCUUUCACCACACGGAGGAACUUGGCGACCGCCGACCAAUGCCAGUUCAACACCGGAAAGUGGUCUUCGUCUUUCUCGACCAAGAGAGAGAGAGACAGACAGGACAGGCCGCGAAGGAAAAGAGAGAGAGAGACUGGGAGAAAGAGAGGAAGCGGGAGCCCUACCACUCACUUUACCAUUACCAGCCCAAAUUGAACGGACGAACUGGCCUGGAGCAACGGCUCCCCCGUCCAUUGUUCCCCCCAUCUCACCCCCAUAUCUCUCUCUGCUACUCCGUACACAAGACAACAUUGCUUGUCGUUCCGCCCGUUCAGCUCCAGCUCUGGCUUCCCGUCCUAUCCUAAUCCGACCUGUCUGUUCCUGACCCGUCCUGACCUCGACCUGUGUCAACUGUCGGGGGGCCCUUCAGUCAGUCUUUAAUCUUUUCGAACCCUCUCGUUACCCAUACUGGGCCAUGACGCUUUCUCUUCUGCCGCUCUAUUUUUAACUUGGCAGCCAGAGUGACCGAGACCUUCUCUUUUAUGUGGCGACGAUCAUGGGCACUUUUGUCUGGUCUCCUCCCACGCUCUCGUCUUUCAUUUGAAGGCCCAGUGGCACCCCCUCCAUUUUGAAGGGCAAUUGAUGCUUGCCACCAGGGCAGCGCGCUGGGCUUCUUGGAUGAAUCGCAUUCGACGACGACACGAGGCACCUGUCCUACCGAGGAGCUUUGACUCGUCCCGAGUCUUGACAUCUUUCUAGCCAGCGGUCCGAACCUCUGCUCCACGGGGGACGCGGGACGCGGCCGAGAUGUUCAAUCAUUCUGGGGACAAACCACCCCGCGGUGUUCCCUCUGGAUCAGAAUACGGAGGCAGUCAACAUGGCCGCCUCGCCCUCAACACAUCUGGUCAAGCAUAUUCUAGGUUCGGUGUUCCGCUCAACUUUGGCGGUCCCUCGACAUGUCCGCCGCCGCAGCAAGAUUCCGUCCGGAGGGACUUCGACUCAUCUAUGGACUGGACUUCACCAGUCGCGCAACAGAACGCGCGCUUCGACGUUGGGUCUUCGAUGAACAGCGCGCCUCAGCAAGACGAAGGAAUGGAACUCGAUGAAUUCAGUCCCCCUGCCGGAGUGUCCAACUUGAUUGCGCGCUUUGAGGGGAUUCGCGCCGCACCACCAAGCAGUAAUAGGAUCAUGAGCCCGGCCAGUUCAGUCGCAAGCCCAUCAAUAGCGAGCCCAUCGUCGGCACAUUUUGGCAGCAUGCAUGGCAGCACAGCAAACAUGAGCUCUUCAGGAAUGAGUAGAAUCACAAGUCCAGUCGCUCACAGCCCGGCCACGCCCACUUUCUUCCGUGCUCCGGAAUCAUAUCGUCCCCCAGUGCCCAGACAUACGAAGCCAGUCUUGGACCGCGCACCCUCUAACAUUCCCAUGUUUACGCCGGACUCACGAUUUGGAGAUGGAAACAGUCGUAUGGCUAUUGCUGCUGGUCCUUCGAACCCCGUGCCUCCUCCUCAAGUGCACCACCAUCAGCCUCAGCAGUAUCAACCGCAACAACAUCAACCGCAGCAACAUCAACAUCAACACCAACCCCAACAGCAGCAACAGCCGCAGGCACAGCAGCAACAGCAGCAGCACCAACAACAGACUGCCGACUUCAGUCAGCUAGAUCCUUUCCUCAAUACGUCGAACAAGGGGUUUCAGUCACAAGCCAACGCCUUCAACUUUCCGACGACGAAUGACUUCAACAAUACGACGACUAAGCACUUUGCAACCCAAGCAAGCAACUUUAGUCCCCAACCAAACACGUUCAGCGCAGUGUCCAAACCCUUCGCUUCCCAAUCUAAUGCCUUCAAUCAGUCGGCAACAACCUUCAGUGCUGCCAACGCUUUUAGCUCCCCUGCAAAUGCCUUCAGCUCACUACCAACCACGAAUACCUUCAGCCCAACCCCGAAUGCCAACGCCUUCAGCCCGCCACCUACUACCGCAUUUAGUCCUGCUCCCACACCCUUCAGUCCGGCAACGUCGACGUUCAGCCCAGCACCGACACCUGCCCCGAGCCUCAUGCCCGGCACCCCGGGUGUGAUGCAAACGCCUUUUGGCCCUCCGCCUACGACAUCAUUCCCAGGUCAUGCUCGAGCACCUAGCAUUGCCCCCACUCCAAAGCCUGCGACAGGCAGCCGGCCAUCUCGGGAGCAGGUCCCUGCCGAGGCAUGGGAGUCUUUCAAGGGGACCAUUAAGCAUCUGUAUCUGGAAGAACGUCGUCCUCUGAAAGAGGUCAUGCAGAUCAUGGCGGAUCAGUAUGGCUUCCAAGCAACGCCGAAGAUGUACAAGACCAGAUUCUCUCAGUGGGGCUUCGUGAAGAACAACACCGAGGAUGAAGUGAAGAGGCUUCUUUCUAUGAAGUUUCAACGCGAUGCCGAGGGCAAAGUGUCCGAAUUCGUUCGCAACGGUAGAGUGGUUAAUCUGGGCACGUAUCUCAAGAGGAAGGGAGUGACGGAGUACGAUCUUGUCGACUUUGAAACGCCAGCUCAGCUCCCGUCAUAUGUGCGAUGUCGUACCCCGACACCGCCGCCCGCUCCGGGCUAUCUGCGAUCACCAGACCUGCUCCGAGCGCAGGAGACGAUUGUUGGGAAUAUGAGGAAAGCAUUCUUGCAUUGCCGCCAGUUCGAGGUCGAAAUUGACAAGCAGGUCGGAUGGACAUCGAUUAUGUUAUGGGGUGCGGGAUCAAGCGACAUGUUCGCUGAUGCGAACAAGAAAUUCGAAAUGGGCGAACACGACGCGGGCGGUCAUCAGCUAAUGAAGGCAUUCAAACGACUGGAGAUGGAUCUUAAACAACUAUCACCACAAGGCAUCAAGGAACUUUUGCUGGGAAUGGUGCAUCGCGACGCGGGCAUGAUGACUGCUCUGUGCAAGUAUCUGGCGGCAUAUUCUUCGACGAACUUCGAACGCUCGCAUCCCCUACGGCAGACAUUUUCUACACUAUACGAGGUGCAACAGAAGCAUGGUCCGAUCACACUAUCGGAGCUUGUCUGGGGCUGCAUUCCUACCAUCGCCGAAGAACUUGAAGCCAUCUACGGACGGCGUCACCCUUACGUAGCCAGGACGUGGAUCGACUUGGCCAUCUUUUACAACCACGCCAACCCCGAGAGACUCGAGAAACUGCUCUCCGAACUCCAGCCACUACGAAGGCAAAUAGCAGGCCGUCACGGACAAGGCAGUGCGGAGGAUCUGGCCUUGCGAUAUGCUGUUGUUCAGUUGAUGCAAGCAGCCUGGCCCAACGCCGAUAAUACGAGGAUGGAGGCCUUGGAACUAUGGACUGCGAUGAAGGAUGGCGGCCUCGUCUUCCCAGUGCGGGGCGCAGAGCACAACACCUUUUGCUACCACAGCCCCCUCAAGAUCGAUCCGUGGGAAAGACGAUGCAGGGAGCGAUAUGACAUUGGGACUCAAUUCUUCCAGCAACACUGCGGCAUCAAGGUCCUGCCCUAUUUCGAAGAGGAUAUGCAUUACACCGAGCAUGCCCCCGACUCGCAUUCGGCGUUGGCAGCAGCCUUGGGCCACAUGCCGCAGUCCAAGUUCUCGCUCAUUUAGUCGAGCAGGCAAAGUACUGCGUGGCAGAGACUUUGAUCGACUUGUCAACUUCUUUGGCGAAACUUAUUACCAUGGUCGUAAUGUUGUAUCGACCUUGGCCAUCAGACGAGCCACGGACAAGUGGCAUUCCUUACUUUUCUUAAUAUUUUCUUAUUUAGUGAUUCGAGAAGAGGACGCUACGAUGCGACGGCCGCAGAAAAAAAGCCCCUUCGAGCAGGCAAACGAAGGCGAUUACCCCGGGUUGUCAGGAUUGGGAUCAAUGAUACCUCAGAGGCCAAACACAGAGAGCAGGGAAUUUUUUGGAUAAUUGUUCGGAGUAUUUUGGGUCAGGUCAUAACGCCAUGGAUGACAUGUCAUGGCCGGCGUCUGGGAGGGGGCUUUCCGAUUCCAACACACAGCGAGCAGACGUUUUUACGGAAUGACACAAUUGUACAAUAGCAUUUGACGCACGGGGAAAGGCGCAGAGGAUGGAAUCCCGAUACCAAUGAGACGCGAGAAGUGGUGGAGAUUAGUAGUCCAGCGACGAAUGGAAAGACGAAAGAUGAAACGAUUCUCAAAAGCACGAUGGGGAAUUUUCCCCGAGAAAGACAACGACGAUUGAUGAUGAUUCCCCCCCGAAUAGGAUGGCCCGGAGGUUGUUGUGGACGUGGUUGAAGGUGUGAGAUGAAGGGACGGAGCAAGUGUGGGGAGAUGGGCGGCGCGCCAAACCGAAACGGAGGGGAUGAGAAACCAACCAGCCGAACCGAGUGCCCUGAACGGGCUGAUCUACACGAACUUACAGGCACGGGAACGGAGCCGAGUUCAAAGAGGAGGGGGGAGCGUUUCCGAGGUCCUGGGGCAAGCGGGCAUGACGCGAUAAGAGAAUUCCCACUUUCGCCCAUUUGCGGAUUCCCAUCACCGACACCCUCAUCAUUUCAGCUGUAGGGGAGUUCCCACUCCCAGAGGACAUGCAGCUGCAUGGCCAUGCAGGAAGCCCGGCCAUGGGCUCUACAGUCGGAUGGAGUAGUUUCUUGUCGACACCUGAAUCGAGAGUCGCAUGCCCAGCAACAUGUGCUUCUUUCCGCCUGGCUCUUGGCCGCUUGGCUCUCAGGUCGGUUUCGGUAUCCUCCGGGCGACGGCUGUAGCCUGCGAGGACUGAGGAGGAGAGCCGGUUCGGGCGGAGGAUUUGAUGGGUUUGCGGCACCGAUUGUCCCGUAUCGGAGCCACCUUGACACGGAACGAUGAUGCCGCGCAUUUAGAGGUUCACUGGAAUACUAGGCACGCUUGUCGUCGGUCACGGUUAUGAGAGUCAUGAUAGCACAUGUGUCGGCGAAGCACAUGUACAAAGACCGACAUUGCCGGUGCUUGUGGUCCUGCGGGGACGAAAUGGCUCUUUUUCCGUUUUGUUUCUUUGCCAAGCCGGGAUUUCCGUCCAAUGUCUACGGAGUACCUAGUAUACUUCCCCCCUUGCCAUAGACGGAUCUCUUCCAGCUGUCAGCAUCUGCAUCGUAGUACCUAGGCAAUAACAGGGGAGUCUUUCGGGGCCGUUCUCUCGAACCCACACUGUCCACUGUCCCACUCCCACCACAGCUUCGUCCGUGUUGAGGGCUGGGAAUCGGGACUUGGGUGGAGGGGGUCUAGAUUUGGGUAGAUAGCCUCCACUAAACAAACACAUAAUGGAAACUUGGCCUGUUCAAAUCUGGUUGUGCGUGUGUGUGCGAGUCCUGGUAAAUCCACAGUCCGCAGAAUUGGUUUAUUAAAUAGGUAUCCGCAUGGGAGGGAUAAAAGAACGAGCAAGCGACGAAGCAAGGCCGCGGUCCGGCCCCAGAUCCCGACCUGGCCCGGGGGUGUUGAUGCAGGUGCUAGGUGCUAGGCGUGCGAUUCGGGCUUUGGAGAUUUGGAGGGAUUGCCGCGAUAGUUGGCUUGACAUGUGCUCUUUCGAUUUUUUGGGUGGUCGUC
This is a messenger RNA of Colletotrichum scovillei, 5531 nucleotides long. RefSeq lists its product as uncharacterized. Lineage: Eukaryota; Fungi; Ascomycota; Sordariomycetes; Glomerellales; Glomerellaceae. Bases 819 to 3593 code for a protein of 924 amino acids. The record is from RefSeq and is a predicted model, not a curated record. The transcript has 3 exons.